AUGGUAGAGUUUGCCAUCAACAACUCGGUGCAUGCGUCCACGACACAUACACCGUUUUACGUGAAUGGCUUGCGCCAUCCGCGUGUACCCACCUUACUAGAGUGUAACUCUGGUUUAAGGGGGAGAGGGACUCGCGCGAGCAAAAACCGAUUUGGUUCACGCUCAUCACUCUCUGACGAUGAGGUCAGUGCGUUUGAUGCCGAUAUCGAUAACAUCGAUAUCGAAGAAGAUGAUGCCAGUGAGAGUGCGGAAGCCCUCACUGAAGAAAAGGUUGAUGUUGCUGCAGUGCGCUCACAGCACACUGAAGCUAACGAGUCAUCAGAUGAGUUUCAUACUGGCUCGUGA
This is a messenger RNA of Peronospora matthiolae, 345 nucleotides long. The record is from the annotation of a GenBank genome assembly. NCBI's taxonomy places the organism in Eukaryota, Oomycota, Peronosporomycetes, Peronosporales, Peronosporaceae.